Messenger RNA from Microcebus murinus (gray mouse lemur), 2432 nucleotides. It is a transcript of the gene DAPP1, whose product is annotated as dual adaptor of phosphotyrosine and 3-phosphoinositides 1. The record is from RefSeq and is a predicted model, not a curated record. Lineage: Eukaryota; Metazoa; Chordata; Mammalia; Primates; Cheirogaleidae.
UUCCUCGCGGGAGGCAGCCGCGCCGCUCCUCUCCCAGAGCCGGCCGCCCUCCGCCUCCGCCGGCACGGAUGGGCAAAGCGGAGCGCGCGGAGCGGAGCAUGGGCACCCGGGAUCCCGCAGACCUGUGGGGCACGCCCGCCGGGGACGCCGAGCUGCUCCGGGACUUGGGGUGGUACCAUGGCAACCUGACGCGCCACGCGGCCGAGGCCCUGCUCCUGUCCAAUGGGUGUGACGGCAGCUACCUUCUGAGGGACAGCAACGACACCACCGGGCUGUACUCGCUCUCCGUGAGAGCCAAAGACUCUGUGAAACACUUUCACGUCGAAUACACUGGAUAUUCAUUUAAAUUCGGCUUCAAUGAAUUUGCAUCUUUGAAGGAUUUUGUAAAGCAUUUUGCAAAUCAGCCUUUGAUUGGAAGUGAGACAGGCACUCUGAUUGUUCUGAAACAUCCCUACCCAAGAGAAGUGGAAGAACCUUCCAUUUACGAGUCGGUCCGGGUGCACACGGCGAUGCAGACGGGACGAACGGAAAGCGACCUCGUGCCCACCGCGCCUUCCCUGGGCACCAAGGAAGGCUACCUCACCAAGCAGGGGGGCCUGGUCAAGACCUGGAAAACAAGAUGGUUCACUUUGCAUAGAAAUGAACUGAAAUACUUCAAAGACCAGAUGUCUCCAGAACCAAUUCGGAUCCUAGACCUAACAGAAUGUUCAGCUGUACAGUUUGAUUAUUCACAGGAAAGGGUAAACUGUUUUUGCUUAGUAUUUCCAUUCAGGACAUUUUAUCUCUGUGCAAAGACAGGAGUAGAAGCUGAUGAAUGGAUCAAGAUAUUACGCUGGAAAUUGUCACAAAUAAGAAAGCAGCUCAACCAAAGGGAAGGCACCAUCCGAUCUCACUCCUUCAUCUUUAAGUAGAACUUUCUCGGCGAGCUCCACCUGGCCCAGGAGCAAGGUGGAACGCCCCACGCUGCGAUCCGCUGAAGAUUUUGCCCUAAAAACAAAUCAAAAGCAGAGGCUGUUUGGGAUCCGCACGUGACUUUUGCUAGCUCACGGCACACUCUGCCCUUCCAAGAAGUUGUCCCCACCGAGAGACUGAAGCCCUCGUCCUUGUGAUGUGACUGAUCACACCCACUCUCGGAGCGCACGGCGUGAGAUGGAGGGAUUUCGCUUUCACUCAGUGUGGUCCCCAAGCCUGUUGACAUCAGGGGACCCACAGUUGACAGGAGUCUCGCCCCGAGUCAUGCCAGCCCGUGCGACACCCAGGCUGUGCUAUUAGCCAGGAGGGAAACGGUCGGAUACUUAGAGGCUUGGAGUCCUUCCUCAGAAAUUAUAUUGAGAUAGCAAACAUCAAAGAUUUCCCCCUUGAUACAAAAAGCAGAAACAGUUUCCAAAACUAAAAUGGAAAAUGUUUGUGGUAUUUAUUUUCUCUUUCUAAAAGGCUCAGAAAGGUAGCGGGCCCUUCACUUCUAAUGACACAACCGUGAGAACUCAAUGGGCAAUUAGGUAGUGCGAUAGAGAUAAAUGAACAUGUAAUUUUAAAAACAUCUCUUUUGACCAUUUGGGGGAAAUGUUUUAAAGAGUGAGAAGACAUACAUUGAAGGGUGAUAAAGUAGUAGAUAACUUGCAGUUUAAUGAUAAUUAUUGUUAUUGUAGUAAUCAUAAUGGAGCACUUGUAAGCACUGAGUCAUCUCCAUUCACCGUUUCUCCAAAAGGACCGAGAGGCUUCUAAAGGAGAGUGUGUUUUAACAGUCCCUUCGUCAGAAUCAGCUGUUUCGGGCUGGCCCAGGAGACGUAAGAAUCACCCAAGCACCCUGCACCUUAUUAAACAGCAAUUUCUGUUGCCAGUUGAGGGAAUUACACUAAAUCUACACGAAAUACCUACUAAUGUGUUACACAGCUUUUUCAAACUAGAAUAAGGGGAAUGAGAGCUGAAACAGGGGAAUGAGACGCAGAUGCCCGGAGCUCACAAACAGAUUCUAACCCUUUCUAUUAUCCUUAUCAACACUGCUUUUUUAGAUAGAAGUUUGGAGGGAGACAAAAAUGAAUGAAGAGCCCGAGAAUAGAAAGGUUAUGGUACAAUGCUAUGCUAUCAACCGCUCUUGCAAUCCAAAGGGAUACCUUGUUCAGUAAGUUUCUUCUGGUAAACAUCCAAGACUCAGACAUUUCAUAAACUUUUUGCAUAUUUCAACAAGGUUUUUAAUGUAUUUUGUUAUGUUUGUAUUCUAUGGGGUAAAGCAGAUGUCAGGUUAGCUGUAUUGUGUCGAGUUUGCAAAGCAAGGAGUCACAAAUCCUCACUGAGAUGUAUGGUUUUAUGUUUUGUUUUCUUAGAAACAGCGGUGUUUUUUUGUGUAGGUACUAUUGUUUUUACUUUUUGUAAAACAUGUUUAUUUAUAUUCUUUGGUUUUGUUUAUUAAAAGGCAUAUGAUUUUGCUGUGU